ACCUGACACUUACUUCGUAUGCUGUUUAUGAUUUUUAAGGGUGAAGCCCGAAGACUUUGUCAUACACCAGAGUUCGCCUUCGCGCUCUCGGCCCAUUCUUUCCCCGCCAACCGCCGAUCCUGCGGAGAAAAUGCUGUCCUCUGAUGACUCUCCACCGUCCCCUUACGAGGGUCGCCAAUUGCACGGUUUCCAGAGAGUCAUGCUGACCACCUCCACUCUACAGGGUGCAUAGUGAAACCUUGUGCGAGCAGAUCUUGUAUGUGCUUGUUGUAUAGCCUGAAUACAGAGGUCAAACGCUCCGGAAAACACGACUCAAGAUGAAAUACAACAUGAUAUAGAUAGUAAGCACGCCGUAUGUCGAGCUGAAGAAGGUACGUUUUGGCUUCUUCUCAUCGGCAAUCAUGCUACUAAACUCAUUGCUCGUUGCUGUCCUCAGCUGCUCUGUUAUUGCAAACGCUCAGGCAGCGCUCUCCAACUCUACUUACUUCCGACCCAAUUCAACUGGCUUCCGUCUGCAGCAUGGAUUCGAAACCGUCGUUGUGCAGCCGUAUGGGUACGAUGGUUUCCGCGUCCGAGCCUGGCCUUUCCGUCCACCAAACGGCAACGAGAUCAGCUUCUUGAUGGACCCGCCUGUGGAAGGCCCGAGUAAUGCCACAGCGAGUGCUCUUACUUACGACACGACCAUUAACGGGACGCAGUUCUUCGUAAUUCGCAACGGCAAUACGCUGGUGAAGACGUACAGUACCCUCGGUGUCGGGGACAACACGACACAGGUCCGUCUGGCCUUCUAUCGCCUCAACGGAGACGGUUCGCAGACGCUGUUAACCAACGAGUAUGCUCCGCUCAAGGCCCUGAAUCCUCGCUACUACUCAUGGAAUGGACCAGGCUACGAGUUCUUCACCGCUUACUCUUUCUCAACAACAUCAGACGAACAAAUCUAUGGAACCGGCACGCAGCAGGAUCACAUGGUGAACAAGAAGGGCCAGACCAUUGACCUUAUCAACUUCAACACGCAUAUUCCGACGCCGUUGUUCAUGUCCAGCCGCGGGUACGGCUUCAUCUGGAACUCUGCCGCAGAAGGUGAGAUGGAAUUUGGUACGCUCCGAAACCGCUUCACGUCCAAAUCAACAACUUUAGUCGACUAUGCCAUCACUAGCGCCCCUGCAGGGGAUUAUGAUACGCUUCAAAGGCGCCUGUCUGCAAUGACCGGCCGCGCGCCACUGCCACCAGAUUGGUCGCUAGGCUAUUUGCACAGUAAGCUCCGGUACGAGAACCAGACCGAGUUCAUCCAGCUGGCCCAGAACUUCCACAACUACGGUAUUCCCGUAUCGCUUCUGGUUAUCGACUACCAAUCUUGGGCCCACCAAGGAGACUGGGCGCUCGAUCCGGGACUUUGGCCGAACGUGAGCUACAUGGCAGAAGUGGUGAAGAAUUUGACCGGAGCCGAAAUCAUGGCCAGCCUGUGGCCAAGCGUGGAAGACGCCAGCGAUAACUACAAUACUAUGCAAGUCGAUGGCUACCUGUCAGCUACACGUUCCGGACCCGGCACCACCGACUCGUGGAAUGGGUCCUAUAUUCGCAACUAUGACGCUACAAAUCCAGCGGCGCGCAGCUUCCUCUGGUCCAACCUAUACGAACACUACUACCUCAACGGCAUCAAGAACUUCUGGAUCGACCAAGCUGAUGGCGGUAACCUUGGUGAGGCAUAUGAGAACAACGGGCAAUCAAACUAUAUCACGAGCAUACCAUACCCGCUUGCGGACGUCUUAUAUCACGCCGGCACGCAGAUGUCAGUGGGUAAACUGUACCCUUGGGCGCACCAAGCAGCCAUCGAAGAAGGCCUCCGCAACGCCACAGGCACGCAGAUGGGCCAGCCGUGCGAUUCUCUCUCCCUCAGCCGAUCUGGCUACAUCGGUAGCCAGCGUUUCUGCAGCAUGAUCUGGUCUGGCGACACCACCGCCGUCUGGGAGACGCUUUCCGCUCAAGUAGCUAGUGGCCUCUCUGCUGCCUCCACCGGCUGGGGCUGGUGGACCCUCGACAUUGGCGGCUUCCAGGCCGAUCCCACAGUGCCCUGGAGCAACAACAUCGACGAAGACGCGUACCGCGAACUCUACGUUCGAUGGCAGCAAUGGGCCACCUUCCUCCCAUUCAUGCGUAACCAUGGCUCCCGGGCCUGCAACUUUCAGGAUGCGUAUACCUGCAAUAACGAACCCUGGACUUACGGAGCGAACAACACGCCGAUCGUUGUCUCGUACAUCAAUCUCCGGUACCAAUUAGCCAACUAUCUCAAGGCCAUCUUCACUCAGUUCUCAACCACAGGGCGCAUGAUCAUGCGACCGCUGUUCAUGGACUUCAGUACCACCGACCCUAAUGUCGUCGCAAUGACGCAGAAUAACAGCAAUGUGACGACGCAGCAGUAUAUGUUCGGGCCGAGAUUGUUGGUCACGCCUGUUACAUUGCCGAACGCGACGCAGUGGUCUGUUUACUUGCCGCAGACGGGUGCGGCGAGUGCAGGAGCGCAGCCUUGGACGUACUGGUGGACGAAUGUCACGUAUGCGGGUGGACAGUAUGUCACGGUUCCGGCGCCGUUGGAGCAUGUGCCAUUGUUUCAUUUGGGAACAAGGGCGGACGUGUUCAGUGGAAAUGUGUUCUGAACGGAUACCAAGCUCAUACUACGUGACGCCGUCCGCAUGAUGAGUGUAUAUUAGCUUCUACAUCAAUGUAAUGUCUUGCUCUGUCGCCGUGACCACUGAAGGGAGGUUUGUGCUAUAUCUUGGCAAUUCGGGUAACUUCGUACAAGUGACACCAUCACUGCAAUUUCGGAUGUAUGUCAGCUCAAGGCUUGUGCAUCAGCUUGACCUCGAAUUUCUUCUCGUGCAU
Baudoinia panamericana UAMH 10762 is the source of this 2880-nucleotide messenger RNA. Its product is annotated as glycoside hydrolase family 31 protein. The record is from RefSeq and is a predicted model, not a curated record. NCBI's taxonomy places the organism in Eukaryota, Fungi, Ascomycota, Dothideomycetes, Mycosphaerellales, Teratosphaeriaceae. The coding region runs from base 402 to 2654 and encodes 750 amino acids. Gene Ontology annotation, molecular function: carbohydrate binding; hydrolase activity, hydrolyzing O-glycosyl compounds. The transcript has a single exon. Gene Ontology annotation, biological process: carbohydrate metabolic process.